CUCUGCCUCCGCUCCCAGUGCUGGGGCUGCGGUCGUUUAGGUCUUUUCCGAGGGCUGCUUGGAGGGCGAGGCCCUUACCUCCCGGGGCCCGGGGUCGAGCCUUAACCAACUUCAAUCCCGGAAUGGCCCUGCGGCCGGUACCCGGGUAGGCAAGGGAACGGAAGGAAGGCGGCGGGAGACGAUUGUGUUCUAUGCGGAAGGUUUGUUCUCUACAGGGUGCCUGCUGAAAGGUCCUAGGGGGGAGGCCCUGCGCUCAUCCCAGCGCCGAAUUUUAGCCAGGACAUCAAUGCAAGACUGAAUAAGAAAAACAGCUUCUUCCUCUAAGCCAUGGCAUAUCAGUUAUACAGAAACACCACUUUGGGAAACAGCCUUCAGGAAAGCCUCGAUGAGCUCAUACAGAUCACCCCCCAACUUGCCCUUCAAGUUCUUCUUCAGUUUGAUAAGGCCAUAAAUUCAGCAUUGGCUCAGAGGGUCAGAAACAGAGUCAAUUUCAGGGGCUCUCUAAAUACAUACAGAUUCUGCGAUAACGUGUGGACUUUUGUAUUGAAUGAUGUUGAAUUCAGAGAGGUGACAGAACUUAUUAAAGUGGAUAAAGUGAAAAUUGUAGCCUGUGAUGGUAAAAAUACUGGCUCCAAUACUACAGAAUGAAUAGCACAAUGGCUUUUUGUAUGUCAUCUUCUGUUACUGUUCAUCACUUUUUAAAGAGAAGCCUAGAAGAGACUUUUUAUUUAUUCUAGCAUUACAGAAAUGACUACACUGUGCUGUACUAUCAGAGAAUCCAGUAGAAAGAAGCUUAUAACUCUGUAGCCUCUUACAUCACCUUGAUUAUACAAAAUGAAGAAACAGAACUUUUUUUUAAUGACAAAUCAAACAUCGUUGCCUUCCAAAUAGCAUUCUUUAAUAAACUCAUUUUAAAACUCAA
Molecule: messenger RNA, 922 nt
Organism: Phyllostomus hastatus (greater spear-nosed bat)
Lineage: Eukaryota; Metazoa; Chordata; Mammalia; Chiroptera; Phyllostomidae
Gene: GTF2A2
Product: general transcription factor IIA subunit 2
Exons: 5
Coding region: 328-648 (106 amino acids)
Biological process (GO): transcription initiation at RNA polymerase II promoter; RNA polymerase II preinitiation complex assembly
Cellular component (GO): transcription factor TFIIA complex
Molecular function (GO): TBP-class protein binding; RNA polymerase II general transcription initiation factor activity
Source: RefSeq, a predicted model, not a curated record